This is a messenger RNA of Suricata suricatta (meerkat), 3347 nucleotides long. It is a transcript of the gene NSUN3, whose product is annotated as NOP2/Sun RNA methyltransferase 3. Lineage: Eukaryota; Metazoa; Chordata; Mammalia; Carnivora; Herpestidae. Gene Ontology annotation, cellular component: mitochondrial large ribosomal subunit. Gene Ontology annotation, biological process: rRNA methylation. Gene Ontology annotation, molecular function: methyltransferase activity. The transcript is spliced from 7 exons. Bases 85 to 1116 code for a protein of 343 amino acids. The record is from RefSeq and is a predicted model, not a curated record.
UUGAACCGGCUAAAUGAGGGAUGGAAGCAAUUGCGGGAGAACCUCCCGUUUGAGGCUGUGCUUUUGAUUUCCUGGAAUUGUUGGAUGCUGUGUGGUCAGACCUUUUGUUUGGCAUCUCCCAGCGGGAUAAUGUUGACCCGGCUGAAAACAAAGUCAGAGAGGAAGCUUGCAAAACAAAUUUGCAAAGUUGUAUUGGAUCAUUUUGAAAAACAGUAUUCCAAAGAACUUGGAGAUGCCUGGAAUACAGUGAGGGAUAUACUAAUAACUCCAUCAUGUUGGCAAUAUGCUAUCCUUCUUAACCGAUUCAAUUAUUCUUUUGAACUGGAAAAAGAUUUAAAUUUAAAGGGCUAUCACACACUCUUUCGAGGAUCUUUGCCCUACUAUCCUAAAUCAUUGAAGUGUUACCUUAGCAGAACUCCAGAAAGAAUGCCUUCAGAAAGACACCAAAUUGGAAAUCUAAAAAAAUACUAUCUCCUGAAUGCUGCUUCUCUUCUCCCAGUAUUGGCUCUGGAGUUAAGAGAUGGGGAGAAGGUUCUGGAUCUGUGUGCUGCUCCUGGGGGCAAGUCGAUCGCUCUGCUGCAGUGUGCUUAUCCAGGUUAUCUUCACUGUAAUGAACAUGAUAGUCUGAGAUUGAGGUGGCUAAGGCAGACGUUAGAAUCUUUCAUCCCGCAGCCUUUGGUAAAUGUAAUUAAAGUAUCUGAAUUGGAUGGCCGAGAAAUGGGAGAUGCCCAGCCUGAAAUGUUUGACAAGGUGUUAGUUGAUGCUCCGUGUUCAAAUGAUCGCAGUUGGUUGUUCUCAUCUGAUUCUCAGAAGGCAGCCUGUAGGAUAAGCCGAAGGAGCAAUCUGCCGGUUCUGCAGAAGGAACUCUUGAGGUCUGCAAUUAAGGCCUUACGCCCUGGAGGGUUACUUGUGUACUCUACAUGCACACUUUCCAAGGCAGAAAAUCAAGAUGUCAUCAGUGAAAUUUUAAACUCCUACAGUAACAUCAUGCCCGUGGACAUUAAGGAAAUGGCAAGGACUUGCUCCCAAGACUUCACAUUUGCUCCCACUGGCCAGGAAUGUGGACUCUUGGCGAUACCAGAUAAAGGCAAAGCCUGGGGCCCAAUAACAACUUAAGGAAUGAGUUUUGUAACUGUCCUGUGUGAAUGAGAAAACCCUAGCUCAGUGCCAUUUGUACUACACUGGUAAGUAAAGAAUGAAGCCAAGACAAAAACUAGCUCCAAAGGGCAGGCCCUUCUCCCUACACUAUGCUGUCUCAUAAGAUAUAGUUUAUAGGAACCUCCAAAAUUAUCAUCUGGCCCUUCCUUAUUCUCCAACACUCAGUUUUUCACUUGUAUGCCAUUCUUUAGUCACAGAGCAUCAAAAGGUUCAUCAGUACUUGGGGGGGGAAAAAACUAGUCUUUCAGGGUAUGUUCCAAGAUACUUGUGAUUGCAAUACCCAGACAUCUCCCAUGGAGGUGCUCUGUGCCUUCUUUUUCUUUGCAGACGCUGAACUGAAGAAUAGAACUUUGGAGCAGCCCUGCAAUGUCAGUUGAAAAGCAAGGAGUAAUUGAUACUACUUUCUGUGUCAUUGAGUUACUUUCAAAAUAGCUUUAUAAAAAUUUAGGUUGCUUACCAACACAUUUUCUCUCUGCCUUCAGCACACUGAAUAGCCACUAGUUUCAGAAGUAGACUGUGAAUAAAUGUAAUGCAUUUAAAUGGUUUAUACUGAUUUUUUGAAGCAUUGGAUAUUAUCUGUGGUUUGGAAUCAAGGCAGCCUACAGUCCCUUAUCCUAUUAUGUAUCCAUAUAGCCUCAUAUUCAAGACUGCAUGUUACCCCCUUAGCAGUAUUGUAAAAAAUAUCCUUUCAUAUGAAGUGAGUAGGUGUAACAUAAUAGGUACCAGAGCACUGGUACAUGACUAAAUAAAGUAAUCACAAAUCUAAUAGACCCUAUUCAAGAAGGCUUUAUACCUAGAAGAUAAGUAUCAGAUGAUCUGCAUAGGUUAAUGCAAUUCUCUUGGAAUACAAAGAGAAAAUUGGAACCAAUAGCAACAGUUUUAUUAGAUGCAAAGAAGUCCUUUGAUGCAGUUGAAUGGGACUACUUGUAUUAUGUGUUAGGUAAAUUUGGCUUUGGGGACAAAUAUAGCAGAUAGCACAACCCAUUUAUAUGGUUCAGAUCAGUGGUUUACAGUCUCCCUUUCCUUGCCUUAUUGCUGCACUGGGGAGGAAAUAAGGAUGGUACCCAUUACUGAUGUUACUUUUCAGGCUGACAUUGGAGUUAUAACAUCACCCAGAUCCCAUGGGUAUCUGAAGGAUACUCAGAUGAAGGUUCACAAGUUAACUAAUGUCUGCUGAUAUCCUACCAGUUGUGCUGAAAGUCCUAACAGCAUCUGUCCUGAAAACAUUACAAGUAAUGUCAGGAUGUGAAUUGGCUUCAGGCUGCAAAGUCAAUGGGAGAGAAUCCAAAAUACGAUCUUAACAGAAUAGUUUCUAUUAAUAUUACUUAUUGUGUGACAUUUAAAAUAAGAUGAAAAUUUAACAAGAAUUGAUUUGAAAUUCUCAUGAGGGGCUGAUUAAACAAUAGAGUCAAAAAAUUUUUUAAUUGACCUGUAAUUUACUGCUAAGAUUUUUAAAAACUAGGUUUCUCUAAAUCUAAGGAGGAAGAAAGCCUGGUCGAGCAUAGAGAUCUUUAAAUUUUAAUUAGUUCAAUCAAAUAUUAACUCCAUACGUUUCUGUCACUGCACAAAUGCAAAAAAAGUAAUUUCCUUAGUUAUGUGAGAUCAUAUAGUCAUGUCGAAACUGGGUAAAGCGUAUGCUACCUUAGGAAAAGAGCUUUUUUGCUUCCCUGGAAUCUAUUUGAUGGCAUACGUCAUGACUCAAUUAAACUUGCUAUGGCUUGUCAAAAGGAAUUUUCUGCUGCACAUUGCUAUGGAAGAGCCUAUUACACACAAAUAACUGUACAACCUAGGAGAAUCAACAGAAACUAAAAAUGUAUAUAGCCUAUUGAAAAAUAAGAAACGGGACCCAGCUUCUUCCUCGUUCUUAAAAACAAGUAGGAGUAAAAUUGCAGGUGUUAACAAGAAUGGACGAUGUAAGAGGGAUUAGUGUUGAUGACAGAAAAGAGGGACUGAACUUAUUUCAACUUGUAAUUAUUAAGUUACAGAGAGAAAGGCUCAUAGUUACUCAUCCAAACAAGGUGUUAAUAGCCUUUCCAAAACAGUAAGCAUGCUUCUCCUACCAUUAUAUUAAUCACGGGAGUGAGAGAGAAAUGAGAAGACUAUGAAACCAGUGCUGUCUCAUGAACUGGUGUCAGUAGGGAUGGCUUGCUGUGGGCUUGUAGCUCAUAACUGCCAAAAAAAUUUUUUUA